Messenger RNA from Pelmatolapia mariae (spotted tilapia), 2687 nucleotides. RefSeq names its product tripartite motif containing 110 (gene trim110). The record is from RefSeq and is a predicted model, not a curated record. Gene Ontology annotation, molecular function: zinc ion binding; protein binding. The transcript is spliced from 8 exons. Bases 200 to 1729 code for a protein of 509 amino acids. NCBI's taxonomy places the organism in Eukaryota, Metazoa, Chordata, Actinopteri, Cichliformes, Cichlidae.
AGUAUCUAUUCAUAGAGCACAGUAGGCAAAAGCCCAGUAGACAGGAUUACUGGUCUGAGUGCACAGUUGGAGUGAAACAAGCAUUCCCGGCUUGUCACCAUUUCAGCGCUGCCUGUGUUUUGUGUGUGGUUCUGUCUUGUCUUAGUCUUUCUUAUACAUCACACAAACAUAAACCAGUGUUUAUAGUAUCCUUGUCACUAUGGCCUCCAUGGAUGAAGAGCUGACCUGUUCUGUGUGCCGAGACACCUUCAGCCAAUCCCAGCCCCUGCCCUGUGGUCACAGCUUCUGUCCUGCCUGUGUCCGGGAGGCCUGGAGCAGCCAGGGUGAAGGAAAAGGUCGCUUCACCUGUCCCCAGUGUCAGGAGGAGCACGGCGAAGUGCUGUGCGACUGCUGCCCUCCCGAAGCAGAGAAAGGACAACCGCCGUUGGCAGUUAAGACCUGCCUGAGGUGUGAAGUGUCGCUGUGUGCCGAACAUCUCCGGCCUCAUCUUGAGAGACCGGUGUUUAGCACACACCUUUUGGUGGAUCCGCUGGGCGAUCUGUCCCAGCGAAGGUGCCCGGCGCACACAGAGCUGUUCCGCUACUACUGUGCUGAUGAGAGAGUGUACGUGUGUGGCGACUGUCUGCUGGAAGGAGGCCACGCUCAGCACAAAGUGAAAGCACUGAGGCACGUGGAGGAUGAUCUGAAGGUCAUUCUUCAGACACUGCUUAUAAAAGCAGAGGAAAAACUGAAAGAUGGGGAGCGAAUCCUCAAAGAGCGUGAGAACAUCGAUUCCACCAUGGCAGAUUCUCUGAGGCAGGACGAUGCCCAGGUGGAGCAGCUGGGCUCAGACCUGCAGGUCCAGGUUAACAAGCUGGUGGUGGCACUGAGAGACAUCACCAAGAACGAGAGGCAGCAGGUCAUGGAUCGUGUGCAUGAAGACUCCUCUAAAGUGAGGGACCACAUGCACCAGACCCUAAGAAUCCAGCACUAUCUGGCCUUAUUGCUGUCAGAGACAGACCCUUUCCUGCUCAUCUGGGCCUUUCAGUCAGAUGACACAAAGUUAUUAGCUGAGCUGAACAGUCCACUUUACAUCCCUGAUCCCAUCAGCGCAGACAGGAAGCAUAUUCUGGAGGACAUCGAGAGCAAGUACCGCGAGUUCAUCACUGCUACCCUACGCUGUCUCAGUGAACUCAAGAGGGAACUCUUAACCAGUCCCUUGAGUCUGGACACCAACACAGCUCAUCCUCUGUUGAGCAUCUCAGAUGACCUGCGCUCAGUUACACGAGUUAAAAACCGCCUGCCCUGCGCUGCUCAUCCCGAACGUUUCGACCACUGGCCACAGGUCCUCACCGUCCAGACCUUCUCCUCUGGGACUCACUACUGGGAGCUGGAAGCCGAGGGAUUCUGGGAUGUGGGCAUCUGCUACCGAAGUAUUGGACGGAAGGGCAAAGAAGGCAAUGCAUUUGGGAACAACAAGGUUUCAUGGAGCUUGACACAGCAGCACGAUAAAAAGCUAGCUGCCUGGCACAACCGCAGGAAGACCCGCCUCACAUACCAAAUGACUGGGAACCGCGUUGCUGUAGCCGUGGACUACAGCUCAGGCACCAUCACCUACUCAGAGGUGGGACCGUCUAACAACCUGAUCCACCUCCACACUUUCUCCACCACCUUUACUCAGCCGGUGUGCCUGGGCUUUGGACUCUACAAAGCUGAGCUCAACAGCCGGAUCACUAUUGUUAAAGUCUGAUGUGAUGAAGAGGACAGCCGGGAGGAUGAUGAUGAUGAACUCCGUGCUGUUUUGGCCACUCCAAAAUAAAGUGCUGUUGUUUUUUUUCCCGUCUGUGUAACUUACGCAAACCUCUGUUGGAGUCUUUGCCGUGAGCUGCUGUUUCUCUGCUCCCUGCUCUAAAACAGAGCUUUACCUCUUCCUCACCAAAGAGACAAAACUGUGUCUUCUAAAGCUGCGAUCAGCUGACAUGUGAAAACAUUUCCAGAAGACACCCAAAGGGAAUUUGAUACUUCCCUAAACACUAGAUGGAAAGGCUCAUUUUAAAGGGGACCAAUUAUGUCAAUUUCCAACUAAAUAUUUUUAUAUUAUAUGUUGGACAGUGUUAGAGUAUCACUGCAGUGCAAAAUAAUCCAAAUGCAGCCCCUCAGUUCAUCCUCUGAAACAAGUUGUUCUAGAUUCGCUCUUCUUUCCUAAAGCCAACAAUUUUCCUCACAGAGAAGAAGAAUGGAGGGUGGAGCUUCUGUACUUUGCGCUUCAAAUGACCAUAUUAGGAAUAUCUGCUCACUGUGACAUCAUACAGAGCCAAGAGUACAAAAAAAGCAGUCUAAAGUUGUCCAUUUAGAUCAGCUUGCAGCCAUUGUUCAGCACUUUGAUUCCACAGCAAUUAGAAAUAAGGAUGGCCUUUGUUUAUAAAGUAAUGUAGUUAUAGAAAAGCUGGAAAUUUGUUUGGCUGAUAUUAAUAAGAUAAACUUGAACCUUUUUCUCACUCCAGCCUUUCUUAAACAUCUCUGAAGCUCUACCUCUGUUUUGUGAUUUCCUGUCUGUAUCUAGGAGUGUCUAGACAUUAAGUGCAUGAUCAAAGAAAAGCACAAAAGCAGCAUCUUUAUGGAUCAAACGGUGCUGCGGAUCCAGGAAUCCAGCUCUAUUUACCACAUGCAUAAAGACCUGGAAAUAAAUCUUGCUGUCUUGAAGAUGA